Messenger RNA from Letharia columbiana, 366 nucleotides. RefSeq lists its product as uncharacterized. The coding region runs from base 1 to 366 and encodes 121 amino acids. Gene Ontology annotation, molecular function: nucleic acid binding; DNA-directed RNA polymerase activity; zinc ion binding. Gene Ontology annotation, cellular component: RNA polymerase I complex. NCBI's taxonomy places the organism in Eukaryota, Fungi, Ascomycota, Lecanoromycetes, Lecanorales, Parmeliaceae. The record is from RefSeq and is a predicted model, not a curated record. Gene Ontology annotation, biological process: termination of RNA polymerase I transcription; DNA-templated transcription. The transcript is spliced from 3 exons.
AUGGCUGCAAUCGGAUCGCUCGUGUUCUGCACCGAUUGCGGUAACCUGCUGGAUGGGUCCUCUGGGGACGAAAAGGCAAUCUUGAGAUGUGACGUGUGUGGAACGGAGAACAGAGACAUAUCAUCUAGUGCCAUCACAACCAGAUCAAAGCCCACAUCUUUCCCUUCCGCCCUCCGCUCAAAGCUUUCUGCAGUACAGACUCUGACGGAGGAUGACGUCCAAAAAGAUGCUGUGAUUCGGCAGACAUGUCCGAAUUGUGGCAGUAAAGAAAUGAGAUACUACACCCAACAGCUAAGAAGCGCCGAUGAGGGUACAACAGUGUUCUACAGUUGCGAUUGCGGUCACAGAUUCAGCAUAAACAACUGA